AUGGAGAAGAAGCCAAAAACCAAUAUUGUCAACAAAAGAUCCGAGCUUCCACCCGAUGUUCUUCAGUUAAUCUUCUCCAAACUCCCCUUCUUCAAUUUACCCACUUGCAGGCUCGUCUCUACAACAUGGAACAACCUCAUUUCAUCUUGUAAGUUCGAUCCUUCAAUCUCCAUUUCCCAUCUCUUCUUUGCUCGUUUUUAUUCCUCUCGUCAUCCCAAUCUUCAUUGUGUUGAGUUCGAUCCUCAACACGCGGAAGGAAUGAGUACUGUUGCCUCAUUCGCUUUUCACCCUGAUCUUUCCUCCGGUUCUUGUAGAAUCACAAUUAUUAACUCUUGUUCCGGACUCAUUUCUCUUAUUAUCAAUAAAAGAAGAAGACGAGGACAUAGACUUGACCUUGUUUGUGUAUUGAAUCCCAUUACUAACGAGUAUUUCAAACUUCCCACCUCGAGAUCGAAAGGAGAUAGGGUUCCAAACUACUGUUAUGGACUAGGGUUUAGUCCUACAACAAAUCAGUACAAAUUAGCAAGAACCCACUUCACACAUGAUGAAUUUAUUGUUGACAUUUUUGCAUUUGGUACAAGUUGUGAAUGGACCCCUGUUGGCUCAGUGCCUAAUUUUCUCAAUGAAUAUCAUGGUGUUUACUUAAAUGGAGGCCUCUAUUGGGUUGGAAGUCAGAAGCUACCUAACGGCGGAAUAAGUGAUUAUACUGAAGUUAUUUACCGUUUGGAUUUAAAAGAUGAGAAAUUUGAAAAAAUUUCUUUUCCCUUAGAUGGGGGUGAUGAUCCUUACAUUGCAGUCUACAAUGGAACCCUGUAUCUAACUUUUUGUUGUGAGGAUUUCGAUUACCAUGCGUGGAAGAUGGAAGAAGAUUUUUCGUGGAGUAAGGAGUUUGUUCUUGCUUUGCCAGAAAAUGUUCAUCAUUCUCUCCGUCAUCACCCUAUAGGAUAUUAUCUCCAACUCAUUAAGUUUUGUGAAGAUGGAAACAUCUUGUGUCUUUAUGCUGGAAUCCUGUUAAUACUGUAUGACCCCAGCACUCAGACGGUGGAGAUAUUGACGAAUCAAGAUUUUGAAAUAAAGGAAGCCAUGUGGGUUCAUCAAAUUGAGUCCUUCAGUUUCAAUUCUCUCCAUAACAUUUUGGCAGGAAAGUGUUGA
Cucumis sativus (cucumber) is the source of this 1152-nucleotide messenger RNA. Its product is annotated as putative F-box protein At1g46984. Gene Ontology annotation, molecular function: protein binding. Bases 1 to 1152 code for a protein of 383 amino acids. Lineage: Eukaryota; Viridiplantae; Streptophyta; Magnoliopsida; Cucurbitales; Cucurbitaceae. The record is from RefSeq and is a predicted model, not a curated record. The transcript has a single exon.